UGUGUUCAGUAGUCAUAACUUUAGUUGUGGUCAAAAGGGUUACUUUGCAUGGUUCUUAAUUAGCUCUUAUAUGUCUAUAGAUUGUAAUUAUAAAUCAUAUUUAGGCUGGAUUUAUUAUUAUUAUUAUUAUUAUUAUUUCAUAACUUUGUAUAUAUUGGAAGAGUGUUUUGUUGCGUUCUUGAAUUCCUGAAAGCCAAAUAUGGAACAAAGUAAACUCUUUUCUUUUUCUUUUUUGGUGAGUGAGUGUACAGAGUUUACUCUGUCCUAUGGUAAAAAGGAUGGAAGCUAAUUAAAUUACCUAGUGUAACAACAUGGAAAAGACUUGUCUGCAAAUGGUGUUAAUUGUAUACUUGUGUUCUGAAGCUACUUUUUAGAAGAAUUACUUCUAAUGUAAACUAGUUAAUAUUAUUCCAGGUUUAUUUCUCUCUUUUCAUAGAGUAGAUGAUAUCCAAGCUACUUCUUGUCAGCUUGGAUAUGUGACUUCUAUAUUACUUUAUCACUCAACCUUUAAAAUAACUUUUCUUAACUUCUUUCAGAAGGCUGAUUAUACAGCUUUUCUUCAGAAUGACUUCAUCAAUUUUCUAUACAAGCAAAUUGCAUACUUGAUUCUUUUUCUCAUACAAUUCAAUAAUAUGCAAAAUUAAAUUUACACAAGCAGUCUGUCAGUGAGUUUCACAUCCCAUUUCUAUGUCUGAUGUAUCAGCUCUUGUAUUCCUUGUACAUGCUUAAUAUAGUAAAAACUAUGCUGUAAUCUUAUAGUAGCUAAAAGUUAGUAUGUUAGUUCCAUAUUCAAUCAAAUUCUUCCCUAACAACAUACCUAAUAUGAUAUGGGGAUAAUUCUAUUGUUCUAGGAGGUGGGCUAAAAGUUGACUAUAUACUCCAAAAAAACUUUAAAAGGUGGCCUACAUAGGGAAAUUAUUAAUGUUGCACUUGAAAUUGCUGCUUAUCAACUAGAUGCUUUACUUCAAUCAAAAUUGGCAUGUAUGAAGAUGCAAUUAUAUGUUCCUACAACAGAAAGCAGAUGCCCUUGAUGAAGCAUAUCACCUCAGUGUUCCAAUGGAAGGUUUAAUAAUGUGAUGUUCAUCUUGUAAGGUUUUCAUAGUCUAUUUAGGGCUCAACCAAAUCCACGAUCCUCUCCUCACUUCUAUACAUCAUGUUCAGCUCCUUUCUAAUGUCUUUGAUAGCAAAGAAGAAGCCAAGAAAUCCAUGCUCUACAGUUACAAGCAUUCUUUCUCAGGUUUCUCAGCAAAGCUCAAUUCAACCCAAGCAAUCACCUUAGCUACUUUUGAAGGAGUGAUAUCAGUGUUCAAGAGCAAGACACUGCAGUUGCACACAACAAGAAGCUGGGAUUUCAUGGGUCUUACCUUGGACAAUAGUGGAGUGACUCCAUUGCAACUAGCUCAUGGUGAUGACAUAAUUGUUGGGGUCAUUGAUACAGGUGUCUCGCCAGAAUCUGUGAGUUUCCAGGACGGACCAGCUGGGCUGCGUCCCAUUCCAUCAUCCUGGAAGGGAAAAUGUGUCCCAGGAGAAAAUUUUGACCCUGCUACAGCAUGUAACCGGAAGCUAAUCGGUGCGCGCUACUACCUUAAAGGUUUUGAGGAACAAUAUGGACCAUUGAUCAACACAAGUGACAUCCCAGAAUAUCGAUCCCCUCGCGACUCCAAUGGCCAUGGGACACACACUGCUUCAACAGCAGUAGGGUCUAUAGUGAGCAAUGCAAGUUUUUUUGCUCUUGGACAAGGCAUUGCUAGGGGAGGAGCCCCUAGAGCGCGCCUAGCAGUGUACAAAGUGUGUUGGAAUGGCGGAAUUUGCAGCGAGGCAGAUAUAAUGGCGGCUUUUGAUGAUGCAUUGAGUGAUGGUGUUCAUGUGAUAUCAGUCUCAUUGGGUCAGAAGCCGCCUAUGGAUCCAUUUUUUGAAAAGGCUCAAGACAUAGGAUCAUUUCAUGCCAUGCAGAAGGGUGUCACUGUGGUGUUUUCUGCAGGCAAUUCUGGGCCAGGUCCAUCUCUUGUAGAAAAUGUUACCCCAUGGAGCCUUUGUGUUGCGGCUUCGUCAAUCGAUCGAACCUUUCCAACAGAGAUACUAUUGGAUAAUAAAAUCUCCAUCACGGGACAAAGCUUCAAUGUCAAACAAAUAAAGUCAAGACUGGUGGAUGCAGGAAAUUUUUUUAUCAAUGGGAUUUGCAAGCCUAGGAAUUGGAACCAAUCGACAUCUGCUUCAGGGAGGUACAUAAUCCUAUGCUUCUCAACAAUAGGAUUUGUAAACGUUGGUGAGGCUGAAACGGCUGCUUGGUUUGCGAAUGCGUCAGGCUUAAUCUUUGCAGGGCCAUUGACUACUCAGGAUGCCUAUGUGAGUAUUAUCCCCGUGGUGCAGGUUGACAUGAACCAAGGGACUAAACUUGGUCAAUAUCUUACUGAAUAUAUCAGGACAAAUCAUAGGUACCCCUCGGUGCAGAUAUCAGCAAGUAGCACGGCCAUUAACAAGUCACCGGCUCCAAUAGUUGCACCAUUUUCUUCUAGAGGGCCAAGCACCCUUUCACCUGAAAUCCUCAAGCCGGACAUAAGUGCUCCAGGAGUCAAUAUAUUAGCAGCAUGGCCUCAGCAAACUCCUCCCACUGGGAUAAUACCAGAUGAUACUCGCACUGUGAACUGGACCUUUCUAUCAGGGACAUCAAUGUCAUGCCCUCAUGUAUCAGGAGCAGUUGCCCUCCUCAAAUCAGUACACCCACACUGGUCACCAGCAGCCAUUAAAUCUGCUCUCAUGACUACAGCUUACACUAGGGACACAACCCAUGACAGCAUUCUAGCUGGUGGAACAAUGGAAAUUGCUGAUCCCUUCGACAUAGGUGCCGGUCACAUUAAUCCCUCGAAAGCAAUGGACCCCGGGCUAGUUUACGACAUGACAACAAUUGACUACAUUCUCUUCCUUUGUAACAUUGGCUACACCGAAGAUCAAAUAAAAAAAAUGGUUAUUGCCUCUUCUGGUACCGAUACAAGCUGCCCAAAAGCAUACAAAACCAGCUCAAACGUUAAUUAUCCCUCAAUCACAGUUUCUAAUCUUCGAACCACCACGACAAUUAGGAGGACUGUUCGUAAUGUUGGCAGUAAAGGGACUGCAAUUUAUUUUGCUAGUGUUACAAAGCCUAAUGGAGUGGAGGUAGUGAUAUGGCCAAGGAUUCUAAUAUUCACAUAUUUCAAGGAAGAAAUCACAUACUAUGUGACUCUGAAACCAGAGAAGAUUUCUGAAGGGAGGUAUGAUUUUGGUGAGAUUGUUUGGUCAGAUGGCUUCCAUUAUGUUAGGAGUCCAUUGGUUGUAUCUGUGAACAUUACUGAGGAUGGUACUAGUGAUUACAUUGCUCAUGCUAGCGUUUAGGAUCGUUUGUUUACUAUUGACUUUUGUUGUAAUAAAUACUCAUUAUCUUAAUAAAAUCCUUAUGAGUGAUUAAGGGAAAAA
Molecule: messenger RNA, 3450 nt
Organism: Cornus florida
Lineage: Eukaryota; Viridiplantae; Streptophyta; Magnoliopsida; Cornales; Cornaceae
Product: subtilisin-like protease SBT3.18
Exons: 10
Coding region: 1207-3369 (720 amino acids)
Biological process (GO): proteolysis
Molecular function (GO): serine-type endopeptidase activity
Source: RefSeq, a predicted model, not a curated record